GGGCGGUAAACUUUCCCCAACCGGUCACAGCCCCGCUGUCGGGAUCGGCGGCAUACCCGGCGAAGACCGACGCGGAGACGUCCACCUUGUCGCUCCCAACUGACGCCUCUCCCCCCGGAGUCGCUGUUCACAUGCGCCUUGCUUCGCUGAACGCCGUUUGUUUGUUGAAUCGAUUCGCCCCGGUCGCACUGACCGUUGCCUUGGUGGCGUCAGCCGCUGCGGCUUGGGCUGCGCCGAAAGCCGCUGAGAUCUUCCCCGCGGAGACCGUCGGCUUUGCUGCGGCCGAGGACGCCGUCGAUCUUGGUCCGCAGGCGGAUGAGCGGANNCAGCGUCUCGGCGUGACGAUCGACGAUUUUCGCAACGUCGCCACCGGCGAGGUGGCCGUCGGCGUCGUGAAGUCGAAUGUCAAGAACCAACGCGGGACGCUCGCCGCACUGGUCAACGCAACGGGACGUGACGCCGAAGCGAAGUCAUUGCUCUCGAGUAUCGACAAACGCUUAACGCAACGCGGCGCCAAGCGGUCCACCGCGGGCGAGCUUACGGUCUAUGUUCUCCCCGAGGAUAAGCAGGCAGACCUAACAGAGCGCACCGCCGCUGUCUUCCACCAAGGGGGCUACGUCGGCGUCGCCGAGAGCCAACAGGUUGCGGCCGACUUUCUCACCCGCCUCCGCGGUCAGAAGUCGGGAGAGGUGCUCGCAAACGUGGCGGCCUACAAAGAAACCCAAGCCCGGGCCCGCAAGGCCGCCGGUCGCUCCGAGACCCACUUGAGUUGGUAUCUCGCGCCAUUCGAGUACCAAGCCGCUACCCGCGACGCCAUAACCGAGGGCGUGCUGCCGGACAAGAAAGACACGCUAGCCAUCCUCGCCGAGCAGGGCUUUGACGCCAUUACCGGCAUCGGCGGCUUAGUAAGCGUUGCGACGUCGCCGGAGCGCGACUUCGUGCACCAUACCUUCGUUUUCGCGCCCCCGAAGCCAGGGACCGCGGGCAAGCCAGCGGACCAGCGGUACGAGGGGGGGAUGCGGAUGCUCGAACUCCCGAACUCCGCCGAACGUCUCUCGGCCGAUAGCCCGCCGGUCGAGCCGUGGGCGCCACGCCAGGUGGCGACCUACAAGACCCUGCACGUCGAUGUUGAGAAUGUGUUCGAGCACCUACCGUCCACCUUCGACGCCUUCGCCGGCUACAAGGGCGCCUUCGAGAACGUUCUCACCGGACUUGAGAAGGACCCCUACGGACCCAAGAUCAACGUCAAGCGUGAUAUCCUCCCGUAUUUCGGCACACGGGCGGUCGUGAUGACCGACUAUACGCUUCCCAUCGAUCCCAAGUGUGAGCGAUACCUGCUCGUGAUCGACGUCAAGGAUGAAGCCGCCCUCCGCGAGCCGAUCGACCGCUGGCUCUAUAGCGACGGCGCCGAACAGAAGGAGAUCGAGGGCGUUCCCUAUUGGGAAAUGGUUCCCGAAGAUCAAGCCCUGGGGCACGACGACCUCGACCCGCUGGCGCCGCUCGGCGAGCCCGUUCAGCAGGUCCAAGGCGAGCGUGAAGAGCGAGUCCUGCAACGCGCCGCCGUCUGCCUCCACCAGGGCCGGCUAGCGAUCGCUUCCGACGCCGACUUCCUCCGUCAGGCGGUGUUCGGCGUGUCGGCGGGCGAGUCGCUCUCGCACAGCCCCGACAUGCGGGCCACGAUCGGCGCCCUCGCCGAUAUCGCCCCCGGCGAUCGCUGCGUCUGGACUUUUACCCGCAGUGACGAGGCGUUCCGUCCGACGUACGAACUUGUCCGCGAAGGCAAGAUGCCCAAGUCGCAGACGUUCUUCGGCCGGUUGCUUAACCGCAUGAUGACCACCGAAGAGCAACGCGAAGUCGGCGCCGAGCGAGAGCAGAAGGUCCAAGGCGACCGCCUGCCGUCGUUCGAACUGGCCCGCCGGUACUUCGGCCCCUCGGCGCGCAGCGUCCGCAGCGAAGACGACGGCUGGCUGAUCAGCGGCGUCGUGCUGAGCAAGGCGCCAGAAGGCGACCGCCCGGCGGCGUCGGUUGCGCAGAACCAACGAUAG
Molecule: messenger RNA, 2045 nt
Organism: Symbiodinium sp. CCMP2456
Lineage: Eukaryota; Dinophyceae; Suessiales; Symbiodiniaceae
Source: the annotation of a GenBank genome assembly